Messenger RNA from Sapajus apella (tufted capuchin), 2082 nucleotides. It is a transcript of the gene NUGGC, whose product is annotated as nuclear GTPase, germinal center associated. The transcript has 11 exons. Bases 331 to 1578 code for a protein of 415 amino acids. Gene Ontology annotation, molecular function: GTPase activity. Lineage: Eukaryota; Metazoa; Chordata; Mammalia; Primates; Cebidae. The record is from RefSeq and is a predicted model, not a curated record.
AGGGAUUACAGGUGUGAGCCACUGUGCCUGGCAAAUUUAGAUUUAUGUGACAGGUGAAGACAUCAUAAAUCAGCAUCUAUGGGAGGAGACCGUGGUAAAUAGCCCCCCGACGGCAAGUCAGUUUCACUUCUGCUGUGUAAACGUGGCUUUGCGAUUGUGGCCCCGAAGGGCUACGUACCCCAGCUGGUUUGAAAUACCUGAACUAAGGAGAAGCUGCCAUCAUCUCCUUUGUGGACUCCUGUUACCAACGCAGAACUUUGUCUUCUUCUGUUCAGUGACAUUUGGCUGGUUCUCCUAAGGGGAGAAGAGCAGGUGUUCACGUAACAAGGCAUGGCAGAAACGAAGGAUGUUUUCAGCCAGGAACCACAUCCAGUUGAAGAUGAUUUAUUUGAAGAACAAAUGAGAAAAAGAAGGAAAUCAGAUCGAGACCAGCGGUUCCGAGCGUUUCCCUCCGUGGAGCAGAGCUCCCUUAAGGAAUAUGAAAAACUGGAAUCACGGACCAGAAGGGUUUUGAGCAACACUUACCAGAAACUUAUUCAGUCGGUUUUCCUGGAUGACAGUGUCCCUAAUGGAGUCAAGUAUCUCAUAAAUAGGCUCCUUGCCUUGAUUGAAAAGCCGACAGUGGACCCAAUCUACAUUGGGUUGUUUGGAAGCACCGGGGCUGGGAAGAGCUCCCUGAUCAAUGCCAUCAUCCAGCAAGCAAUGUUUCUACCAGUGUCUGGAGAAAGCAUAUGUACUUCCUGCGUUGUACAAGUGAGCUCCGGCUGCUGUGUACAGUAUGAGGCCAAAAUCCAUCUUCUCUCUGACCAAGAGUGGAGGGAGGAGCUGAAGAACCUGACUAAACUCCUGCACAGGAUGGAGGAGCUGGGUGGAGAGGAGACGGAUGCGUGGAACAGGGAUGAGGCAGCGGAGGAAGCCACCUGGAAGCUACAGAUGAUUUAUGGAAACGGGGCGGAAAGUAAGAACUAUGAGGAGUUACUGAAGGCGAAGCCCAAAGGGAAGAUCCCCACCUGCAGAAUCAUCACCCUCAAGGCGGAAGAGGCAGAAGAGCUGUCCAUCAAGCUGGACCCCUACAUCCGCAUGCAGAGGAGAGACUGGGAUGAAGAGGCCGCUGAGAUGCACAUCUGGCCCUUGAUCAAACAUGUGGAAGUGACUCUUCCCAAAUCCGACCUGAUCCCAGAAGGGGUCGUGCUGGUGGACAUCCCAGGUACAGGCGAUUUCAACAGCAAGAGGGACGAGAUGUGGAAAAAGACCAUUGACAAGUGCUCGGUGAUCUGGGUGUUGAGUGAUGUAGAGCGAGUUUCUGGGGGGCGAGCCCACGAAGACCUUCUGAAUGAGAGCAUCAAAGCCUGCCAGCGGGGCUUCUGUAGGGAUGUGGCCCUGGUGGUCACCAAGACGGACAAACUCCACUUGCCAGAAUACCUAAGGGAAAGAAAGGCGGGAAAUCAAGCCAUUCAGAGUCCGCGAGAGGCUGUUUUAGAAAGAAAUGAAAUGAUAAAACUACAGAGGACUAGAAUUCUCAAGGAAAAACUGGAGAGAAAACUGACAUCUCUGCCUCACAGCCCUUCACGGAUCUGAAAACACAGCCACGCCCCCUUGUGUAGUUUCUUCUCUGGGUUAAGCACUGUACUCUGCUGUUAGUCUCUGGACCCUUCACCACCCUACUCACCCUGGUGGGCUCCUUCUAAGUUUUGACUAAAUCUUUCAGAAGCACCUGGAACUGAACAUACUACACCAACUGUGAGCUCAGUAGCCUCAAUUUUUCUGCUCACGCUUCUUCUACGAACACAGCUUAAGAAAUGCAAGUUGAGUAUCUGAAUCUGAAAAUCCAAAAUCUGAAAUGCUCCAGAAUUGGAAACUUUUUGAGUGUCCACAUGACACUGAAAAGAAAUGCUUAUUGCAGCAAGUAGGAAUUAGAAUUUUCAAAUUAGGGAUGCUAGCUGGAAUCUGAAAAAAUCUGAAAUCCAGGCCGGGCAUGGUGGUUCAAGCCUGCAAUCCCAGCACUUUGGGAGGCAGAGGCGGGAGGACUGUUUGAGUCCAGCAGUCUGAGACUGGCCUGAGCAUCAUAGCAAGACCCCGUCU